UCGCCGCGGCUGUUGUUGGGAGGCGGCAGGGGUGACAUUGCGGGAGCGGGGGGGGCGGCAGGGCGGCCGUCAUGCUGGCGUCGCUGGGGCGGUCGGCGGGGCGGCUGCUGCGGACCGGGAGCGGCGCGACCGGGCUGCGGCACGCGGGCGGCGAGGUGCACAUCCAGCCGCGGUACCGGCAGUUCCCGGAGCUGACGCGGGCGCAGGUGAUCCGGGGCGAGGUCCUCAGCGGCUUCAUGUGGUUCUGGAUCCUCUGGCACUUCUGGCACAGCUCGGACAUGGUGCUGGGCCACUUCCCCUACCCCGACCCUUCGGCCUGGACGGACGAGGAGCUGGGGAUCCCUCCGGACGACGCGGAAUAGGCGCCUGCGGGUGCGGGCGCUGCCGGCGGCACAGCGGAACGGCUCUGCCGCCCCUCCCGGCGCAGGCCCCGGCCCCCGGGAGCGCGGCCAGGCCGGGCUUUGCGUUACACGGCAAUAAACACAGUCACCAGUC
Falco peregrinus (peregrine falcon) is the source of this 495-nucleotide messenger RNA. It is a transcript of the gene NDUFB2, whose product is annotated as NADH:ubiquinone oxidoreductase subunit B2. Gene Ontology annotation, cellular component: mitochondrial inner membrane. NCBI's taxonomy places the organism in Eukaryota, Metazoa, Chordata, Aves, Falconiformes, Falconidae. The record is from RefSeq and is a predicted model, not a curated record. The transcript is spliced from 3 exons. Bases 72 to 362 code for a protein of 96 amino acids.